Messenger RNA from Podarcis muralis (Common wall lizard), 627 nucleotides. RefSeq lists its product as uncharacterized. The record is from RefSeq and is a predicted model, not a curated record. Lineage: Eukaryota; Metazoa; Chordata; Lepidosauria; Squamata; Lacertidae.
AUGGCUUCCCCCAGGGAGCUUCUGCUGCCCCUGACCCUAGUCUGGGCGCUGGUGCUGCUGGGAGGGACAAAGGGGGCUGGUCCCGAGGGUCCCUGCGAAGCACAAGUACGAUAUCGAGAGAGCAGCUCGGAGACUGGCGGCAGCUGGCUUGGCACAAUUGCUCUGCUCAGCAGUGUUUGUGCCACGUGGCUUUUUGUUUUUUACGCAAUCCAUUGCCUAUGUGCCAGCAAGGACCGGUGCAGCCAGGGGCUAGAGGGGGACUGCGACCUGCGUUGGAAGGGCGGCCAGGCAGCUUGUGGGGAAGGAGAAGAGAACCACCUCGCUGCAUCUCAGGAGCUGGCUUGCACCCGGACCAGGGGCACGUCUCACAAGCCGGUCUGCAGCCAGGCCCAGCAAGCCUACGCCCGGCAGCUGGCCUGCAUGGAGCAAGAACUGGAAGGCUUCCUCUCCGAGGUGAGGAACCGGCGGAACGCCCUCGGAGACAUCGUGGUGGAGGAGAGGUGCCCCCAGAACACGGAGCGGGGCCAAGACAAGCUGCGCAUCACUGUCUAUGAGAUCUCAGACACCGAGGGGUCCGGGCGGCCGCAGCAGAGAGGACGCAGGCGGAAGAUGCAACUUUCAUAUUAA